Lotus japonicus is the source of this 1284-nucleotide messenger RNA. RefSeq lists its product as uncharacterized. The transcript has 8 exons. Gene Ontology annotation, molecular function: ADP binding; DNA binding. Bases 229 to 1281 code for a protein of 350 amino acids. The record is from RefSeq and is a predicted model, not a curated record. Lineage: Eukaryota; Viridiplantae; Streptophyta; Magnoliopsida; Fabales; Fabaceae.
GUUCAGAAGAUAAUUAUUUGGCCAAAAUAAGCUCUUCUUUGCUCUAUAUUUCUGAAAUCUUUCAGUUGAGAAAUUUGGAGACAAGAGAGUUGUUGCUGUUCACCACUACUUAGAAGGGCCUUUGGAAUGAAAGAGUAAAGUGAGGAAGUUCCAGGUGUGGAGUUCUAAUUGUAGCAACAAUAAUAUUUAUUUUGGGUUAGAAUCCUGUGCAAUGGAAAUUUAGUAAUUAUGGGUAGGAGGAAAAAUCAGGACUAUUGGAAUCAAGUUACAAAAGUUACAGUAGAAGAAAAUGGCAAGGUGAAGGAGAAGGUGAAGUGCAAGAGAUGUGGUGAUGUGUUUGCUGGAGGUGUUUCAAGAAUUAGACCCCAUGUAGACCAAAUACCAGGAAAAGGCAUUAGCGUAUGCACCGUUGAUCCAGUUGAUGAAGGAGUUCACAACAAUGUGGCUUCCGGUUCAAGUAUCCCACAAGAAGCUAUGAAUGUUGCCAAUUCAUUGCAAGUUGAAGAUGCUUAUCAACCAAUUGAUUCUAGUAUUGGCGGUUCAAUUAACCAUCAAGAUAACGUUGAAUCCAAUUAUUUAGUAGAAGUUGCUCCUGAACUGAUUGGUACUAAUAUUGGCGGUUCAAUUAACCAUCAAAGUAACGUUGAAUUCAACUAUUUUGUAAAAGGUGCUCCUGGAAUGAUUAGUACUAAUAUUGGUGGUCCAGUUAAUCAUCAAGAUACUGUUGAAUAUGGAGAUGCUCAUGGAAUGAUUAGUGAUGAUAUCGGUGGUCCAGUUGAUCAUCAAGAUAAUGUCGAGUAUGGAGGUUUGAGGCACAAUGUGAACGAAAACAACAAUGUUACUGGAGCUUUCGAAGAGGAGAUUAAUCAAUUAAGUCAAAUCAUUUCUGAUCUACAACGUGAUGAAGAUGACAUCAAGGGACAAUUACAAUGGUUGGAAUCUCGAGGCAAAAAGCGCAAGAGAGAAGACGACAACUGGUUACAUGAACUAGAAGGCUUUAAAAGAAGAGCUGGUCAUAUGAUCCAGUCUCGGUCGCUAUCAGGUAUAGAGAAAUUCACCCAAGAAGUAGAAAAGCAUAAUCAAUCAAAGCCUUUGGUGUUGUCAAAUGAAAUUGUUGGUUAUAGGUUUGUGAAAAAAUUCAAGAAGGUGUGGAAGCUUCUAGAGGAUGACCAAGUACUCAUCAUUGGCAUAUAUGGAAUGGGAGGAGUGGGUAAGACUUUUCUAGCUAAAUAUGUGAAAGAUGAAAUAAAAAGGAAAGGAACAUGGGAUGUCUUUGAGUAAUGA